Molecule: messenger RNA, 594 nt
Organism: Dictyostelium purpureum
Lineage: Eukaryota; Evosea; Eumycetozoa; Dictyosteliales; Dictyosteliaceae
Exons: 1
Coding region: 1-594 (197 amino acids)
Source: RefSeq, a predicted model, not a curated record
AUGAUGUCAUUUAACGAAUAUGAACAAAUCAAAGCGAUUGCAAAUAAAUCAAUUGAUUGCAAUUUUACAGUUAUUGAUGAUCAUAGUUUUAAGGUAUUUCUACCCAAUGGCGUGUAUAGUGUGAAUAUUUCAGUAACAAUUAUAGGAUUGGAACAAUUCGAGACAACUAUAAAAUAUAAUAACCCCAUUAUAAUAAAUACAAGUUAUUUUCUAAAAAGUGGUAAUUUUAAUUUUACAAUAAGUGGUCAAAAUUUUGGUGAACCCUAUAGUAUCUCAAUCAAACAAUUAAAUAAAGGAAAACCAUUAGAAAAUUGCAAAUUAGAUCUUCAAAUAUCAGAAAAUGGGGACAUAAACAAUACCCAUGAUUUAAUUACUUGUAAUGUUACAGUCACAUCAGGUACACAAUUCGAUAAUUUAAGUGGUAAUUUAUGUUUACAAAUUGGUAAUACCAAAGUGUAUAGUAUUGUUAAUUUUAUGGAUUACUAUAGAAUGCAUAAUGAUAAGGCCAUCUUAGCUAUAAUUAUAGUGCUACCAUUGUCCGUUGUAAUUGCAAUUUCGAUUAUUAUAGUAUUAUAUUUAAAAAAAGGAAAUUAA